Eriocheir sinensis (Chinese mitten crab) is the source of this 2617-nucleotide messenger RNA. RefSeq lists its product as uncharacterized. Gene Ontology annotation, biological process: proteolysis. Gene Ontology annotation, molecular function: cysteine-type endopeptidase activity. The transcript is spliced from 8 exons. The coding region runs from base 378 to 2042 and encodes 554 amino acids. The record is from RefSeq and is a predicted model, not a curated record. NCBI's taxonomy places the organism in Eukaryota, Metazoa, Arthropoda, Malacostraca, Decapoda, Varunidae.
CCCUUCAUACCUGUAGAGCUCACGAACGCAAACACAUCACCUGAAGAGCGCUAGAACACCUGGGAACACCUGGGAACUUCUCACACCUGUAGAGCUCACGAACGCAAACACAUCACCUGGAGAGCGCUACAACACCUGGGAACACCUGAGAACUACCUGUUGAACGUUUUAUUCGAGUGUUGAAAAGGAAAUUAUACGUGUGUGGAAGAAACAAAAGAAAGAGAAAGAGGAGGAGGAUGGAGUAGAGAGAGAGAGAGAGAGAGAGAGAGAGAGAGAGAGAGAGAGAGAGAGAGAGAGAGAGAGAGAGAGAGAGAGAGAGAGAGAGAGAGAGAGAGAGAGAGAGAGAGAAUUAUACACACCUCCACAGGAUUACAAAAAUGGACCAAAAAUUCUUGCAGCUGGUGAAGGAUGAGGAGGUCCCACGCAUGCUCUUCCUAUCCGUGAAUCCUACCAGAGCGGAGGAGGCGGAGAUGGAGAUAGUAUCGACGCCCACGCAUACUGACGGAGGCGCUGUAGGAGUGGGCGGCUUCGUCCUUACCACGGCGGAGGUCUCUAGCGAUGGGCCGUCCGACUCUACCGGGAGACUCCUCGGUAAAUUCAAGAUCGCCCUACAGGAACAGUCGAUCUCCCCGGUGCGCCGCGAGCUACAUCUGAGGCUGCUGAAGCUAUCCACACUGCAUCUUCAAGGCGGGGACUCCGUCAGCACCCUCGAGAGCAACUUUUCCGACGAGAACGACCAACUCAGCUCGGACGAAGAGGACGUUUUGGAGUUCACGGAGAUCUUCGAGCGAUUUCAGUACCCGGUGCCGGAGGAGAUCAAGAAUAGAUUUGACGCGAUCGUGGCCAACAAGAAGAUCUCCAUCCGGAAGUCCGGAGGCAGCAAGAAAAAGACGUUCUUCGUGUACGCGGAGAACAAGAUCCUGACGAAGGUGUGUGAUUCCCUGUCCCCGCUUGAAGUGCAUGAGAUGUACAGGAUCGUGAAGGAGAUGAAGGGAUUGGAUGAUGACGAUGAGGCUAUGAAAGAGGUGUUGACGCUCCCGUACGUGGAGUUGGAAGCCCUAGAGAAGGUGGUUGGGCUGAAGGACGUGGCUUUCUUCUACCUGGUUUUGAGUCUCAUGAGGAAGAAGAUGAUGAAUCGCCUGUACACGCAUAAGCUGUUCUUCCUCCUUGACCAGCUCCAGGAGAUUCACAAGAAGAAUACCAAGCAGGAAAACCCUCAAAUAGCUCGAAGUCUUGCUUCUCUGGACAGGUACCCGAUAGCCUCUCAGCCUCCCGGCCUGUGUCUCAUCUUCCACAUGAUGGAAGACCGGCCAGGCGCAGACGAGGACCUCAAACUCGUGAAGGACCUCUUUGAAAACGUCCUCAAGUACGAUGUGGUCACGAAGGUUGACCCCAAGGCGGAGCAGAUCAAGUUUAUCAUCUCGAAGCUGAAGGCCGCCAGGAACAAAUUUUACGACAGCCUCAUCGUAUGGUUCAUGGGCCACGGCAGCAAGUCCUACCUCAAAGUGAAGGGCGGACACAUCCACAGGCGCAUCGAACUCAUUGAACCCUUCACCGAGAUCGAGUGGUUUUACAAGAAGCCCAAGCUGUUCUUCAUCCAGGCGUGCGCCGUCAAGGAAAACCGCAAAAGAUUCCCUUCUUCUUCGGCCAACGAUCUAAAGAGGCUCUCGGCCCAGACGGACUCGGUGGGCUGGAAGGCGGCGGCUGGCGACGACUGGCAGGAGAAGUACGCCGACUACACCGACGUCUCCAAUAUCAACAGUUUCGCCGACACCCUCAUCUCAUACGCGACGAUGUGGUACCAGCCAGCAUCCCGCGCCGAGAAGGGUUCUCUCUACGUGGACACCCUCGUGGAUCAGCUGAAGCAGUACGGCAGCAAGGAGAGCAUCGAGAACGUGUUGCGUCGAGUGCACUACAACGUGAACACCGUCAGCCUCCUGGAGAAAGUGCCGGGCCAGGGGGAGGUGUCGUGGAAACAAGCCCCGUACUUCGAGUCCUCGCUGCAAAAGGCGUUCAUGUUCCCGAAGACCGCUAACCAAUAGGACUUCAAGCUUCGUGGAAACAGACAGAAAGAAGUUCAUAUAUUGUUCCCGAAGGCGGCCAAUCAUUAAGACUUCAAGCCUCGUGGAAACAGACUCAAAAAGGAGUUCUUGUUCCCGAAGGCGGACAAUCAUCAGGACUUCAAGCCUCGUGAAAACAGACACAAAAGGAGUUCUCGUUCCCGAAGGCGGACAAGCAUUAGGACUUCAAGAUACGUGGAAACAGACAGAAAAAGGAGUUCUUGUUCCCGAAGGCGGAAAAUCAUUAGGACUUCAAUCCUCGUGAAAACAGGACAAAUCAACGUGUUCUUUUUUACUCUUUUAAUCUCUUUAAUUCAUUCUUUUCUGCCACUACAACUACUACUACUACUACUACGACUACUACUACUGCUGCUACUACUACUACUACUACUACUACUAUUGUUAUGUGUGGUUAGUUAAGGUUCAGUUUGGUUAGAUUAGUUGUUAAUGUUAAUAAUAUUUGAAGUAAGAGUUAUAUAAUGUAAUGUUAAGGUUUUAUGUUUUCGGGUUGUUUAUUAUAUAUGUUUUAUUAUACAUUUCAUUACAUUUUAUCAUAU